GGGCCGGGGCAAGGAGGGGGCCACGGCGUGCCCCACUCUGUUUUUUACGACACGGCUUUCUGUGUAACAUAAUUAUUGUAUUUAAUUUUGUGAAAUGUUUCGGUGUUAUUUGUGAAAAAUUGGGAAGUCGGAAACGCGAAUACGAGAUGCAGGGGUUGGUGAGCGAUAAAACGUUCCACUUGAAGUGGAACAACCACCUGCAGAACUUGAGCCAGCUGUUCACAACCAUCUACUCAUCGUCUGCGCUCGCGGACGUCACGCUCUCCUGCCGGGACGGGACCCUCAAGGCACAUAAACUCGUGCUCUCAGCAUGCAGUCCAUAUUUCGAACAGAUAUUCAGGGACAACCCUUGUCAACAUCCGAUUGUGAUCCUCAAAGGGAUCCCAUUUUCAGAAAUCAACCUCCUGGUUGAAUUUAUGUACAAGGGUUCAGUGGAUGUUCAGGAAUUAGACUUGCAAUCAUUGAUGCAUACUGCAUCUGAACUAGAGAUCCGUGGGUUGGCUUAUGAAGCUCGGGAUAAUGCUGCACAGAUGUUAAAUGUGAACUUGGAGUAUCCAACAUAUACCCAGACAUCUGUGACUGCACAACAAACAUACCCACAGGCCAGAACUGAUGUUGAAAGACUAAAACAGAUUCAUAUGUAUCAACAAUCAAUGAUGCGUGCUGAAGAGAUACGAAGACGUCGCCGCGAUGACACGCCGGGCACGCACACGGCUGUUAAUAACAUAUUAGCGGCCGCUGCAAGGGAGAUGGAGGAGGCGAGGCACGCGGCCCGUGGGGGGGAAAGAGUUGUCGCCAGCAUCCAAACUGAGCACGAACAAGCGGCAGCCGCAGCGGCCGCGGCAGCGGCGGCCUCCGCCACGUCCUCAUCAGCGGAGCUCAAACGUGAGCCAGAAGACGACCGCCCCAAGAAGCGCGUCUCAAUUCUCUCCCCGGAGGACGAGAAGAUGCGGAUUAAGAAGAAACCAAUGACUGUUCGCUUCCAAGACGAUAGUAAGACUGAAGAGCGCCCCAACAAGAUCACUUCGCCGGGUCCAGCCAUUAAUGAGUCGAAAUCUGAAAUGGAGACGAAGACAGGCGGUAUCAAGGUUGUUCAAUUGGCUGUUUUACAGAAACCUUCCAAUAACGAACACGAUGACUCUGAUGAGAAAGGCAAAGGAAUGGAUGACGAUGAGGAAACAGACUCCAGUGGUUCGGUGUCCGACUCAGCCGCUAAUGACUCGCAGGAGGGACGCCCGCACGUUUGCGAUGUUUGUGAUCUCAGGUUCAGCCGCUCGUCGCACCUGUCGCGGCACAAGCUGACGCACACGGGCGAGCGGCCGUUCACGUGCGGCGGCUGCGGCCGCUCGUUCGCGCGCUCCGACAAGCUGCGCGUGCACACCAAGAUCUGCGAACGGAUUUAUUUCAAAAGAAACAUGCAUCUCGCUCAUACGUACAUGUGUCGCGAGGACCCAACUGUGGAUAUGGCAAACGAGUCGUCGGGCGGGAAACGUGAGAACAGCUCCGAGGUGAUGUCGGGGAUGGUGCGGACGACCCACCGGGAGUCCGGCCACCUGGUGUUCACUCCCAGCGGAGACGUGAUGCUCCCGCCGCGCUCCUCCACCAACGCGGUGGUGCUGAACUCCACGCUGGAGCCAGUCAGGAAUGAGAUCCACCCGGGGGACCUGGUGGACCCCCCGAGGAGAGGCCGGGGGCGACCCAGGAAGACCCCGCUGCCUCUCACGCCGAAGAUCAAGAAGAAGAGGGGCCGGCCUCCUAAAACUUCGCUAGAUAUGGAGGGGUGCGUGCUGACGAGUGGGUCGGUGAUGGGCCCCAGCCCGCAGCACAUGUCGCACAUGUCGGCUGGCCAGCAACAACUGCUGCUGAAGCGCAAGCGCGGCCGCCCGCCAAAGAACUACCUGCUGCCCAGACCCGGUAUGGAUAUACCGAUGCAGUACGGACUAGCCGCCGAAUUGAACAACAUUUAUGGACGACCCAACGAGAACUACAAUGCAACAAACCUACCCUUCGGAGAUUUCUCGUACCUCACGGAAAUGAUAUACAACCCACUGGCGUUCGGAUACGGCGUGACGAGCGUGGACCCGGAUCGUAAUGUCGACGCCGAUCAAGGUAUGAACGCGGAGUCGUCCCACGACCGGACCAUUGACGUCUCAGAUUCCUCCACUGACGAUGACGACUCACGAGUAGAGCCAGAAGAGAACGUGCCGCCCGUUGCCAUGGAAACGCAGAUCAUGACUGUCGGCGACUGUCAGAUUGUGAAGCUACCACCGAACAAUGAAGACAAGGAGGAGAAAAUGGAGCAGGUAGCGGAAACGAACUCGGUGCCCGCCUCGACGCCCAGCUCGGUCACCAUCACGCCUAUAACUACAGUCGGGGACUGCACCAUAAGACCGGUGGAGAACACAUAAUAUGGCCUAUACAUCGUCUAUCCUUUGUCAAGGGAACGCAAUUGAGUAUUCCAUGCUUCCGAGGUGAGCAUCGUUCGAUGACUGUUUUUUUUUUUUUAUUUUGUAACGGUAUAUUAAACAUAUUUUAGUAUUACAAUUACCAUGGAAAAUACUGUACGAUCAGCAACAAAAGCUGGACACGUUUCACCAAUUUCGGGCCUUAUUGCAGCGUAGGGUUUAUAAGUGUUCAAUGAAUUUUCUGUCUGUACCUGGCAUGCAAAAGUGUACAUACUCUUGUAAGUGCAAAAUGGCAGUUUAUUAGUCUAAUUUUAGACAGCUGCUGGAAUUUUGGCAGCGUUUUUUUUUUUCAUAAAAAUGAUAGUAAUGUAUUGCGUUCUCCUAAAUGGAGGGUAGAUAUAAUAUGUAGUAAUAAAAGUAUUAUUGUGGUAGCAUUCACGUGAUAUUUGCGUGUGAUUGUUCAUCACUACAUUGCUCGCAAGUAUUUAAUUUUAUUUAUACUAUAAACGUACCGUAUAACAGAAAGAGUAUUAAGUAAUGAUAUUAAUAAACUGAACUCUUGUAAGGAAAAAAUGCAUGAAAUAUAAAAUUGUAUAUUGCAUGAGCGCUUUUAUAUGAAGAGCCAAUUUUUUAUUCGACUCUUCUCCUUAUGAAAAGUUCAGUUUAAUAAAAUCUAAACUCUGUACUCUUUCUGUUAUAUUUUAUAUAAAUUUUAUUAUUAAACUCAUGCCUUGUAGAUAGGCAUUGAAAUAACUGUUUCCUAUAAAUCGAUUCUUCAAAGUGCUGUUGUAUUGCCGCGGCAAUAUCGACAUUUUAUACAUAGAGUAAUGUUAAUCACGUCGAAUAUAUUAAUUUUAACUGCAUUGGAAUGUCUGUAAAUAAGGCUUUCCGCGCAAUUAUGACUUAUAGUGUCUUAAAUGUAAUAUUUAAUAAGAAUUAAGAUUGUGUAAUGCUACUACAAUGAGUGAAAACUUCGCUUUAACAUUUGAGAAUAAUUCAAGUGACUGUCGAGAUGUGCAUUUAAUUGGUGGUGAUUAAUUUAUUCGAGAACGUACCAUAAUGCCAUAAGCUUUACUUUAUUCAACAGUGAUACUCAAUUUAAUCGACUAUAGUGGCAGUACGAUUUACACCGAAGGCGUGUCGCGACGCCGUCCGGUGUAAAUCGUACUCGACAUAACAAAUCGAUUCGUCACAACUUAGAACGAUGUUUUACAUGAAUGUAAACCAUAGUUAUACAAAUAUAUAUUUUAGAAGAAUAAAUAAUUUUAUAGUCGUAAUAAGGGAUACAUUACAAAUCAGUGUGCAUUGCAAAUUGCAUUUAUACAAUGCAUUCUGUGGAAGACUGCUUAAUGGUACGCGAAAUAAUUUUUAUUUAAUAAAAAAAAAAAUAAUAUAGUAUUAUAUAUUUCAAGUGGACGCAUUUCACGUGACUUCGCUGUAUGUUACAUGCACUUCAUGUAGAACAUCGUGUUAUGUAAAUGAUUACUUAUAGAUGUGUAAUAUUUUGCGAAAAUCUACAUAGAGGCAGCAUAUUUACGACAAUGUUAUUACAGUGAAACUAAUAAUAGAUACGCAGUGUUUUAUAUUAAUGUGUGCACUCGGAGGGUUGCCUCCAGUGUCGGCACGCAGGCGUGUACGCUCGCCGUUCGGUUUCUCUCUCCACAAUCUUGGAUCUGAUAUUUUAGUAGCGGGAGACGUGUACUGAACCCGUCGAGGUGUAUUGUCUUGUUACGCGUCGUCUCACCGGCUGUCUAUUUAAUUUGUAAGUCUCGAUUAUAAUUUAUAGUAUGUACGAUGAGUCGUGUAGUGAGCGCACGCUGUUUCUCGCCUUUCUAUGUUCUUAUCUGUAUCAUUCUCUGUGAAUACUAGAUAGUAGAAAGUAGUGUCUUAGAUAAAACUUAAUAUUCUAAAUAUUAAAACUCGGCAACACCACACUAACAAGUGAUACGAUGUAAGCUACUUAUUUUAGCAGAAACAUAUUGUAUGAACAUAAUGUGUAUUAACAUAUAUAUUUCUUUAAUCGUUUUGCCUGUAAAAGCAAUGAUUAACGUAUCGUAGUACUUAUAUAAUAUAAUAAUUAUAUAUUAUAAUAAUAUGAUGCAAUAUAAUAUAAACCCCACGGUCAGACAGCUAGUAGCCAUUCGAGGAGGCUGUGAAACAGCCAAGUUGGCAGGUUCUCUUAUAUUUUUAUAGAUCCAAAACCCCCCGUUAGUUCCUCGCUCGAUGUAUUGACAGAACUUUGUCGGACGUGAACUCGCGCAAUGUAUUCCGCUUUUGGGAUAUCGACGCCUGGAAAGUAUUAACAGUCUUGACAUAAUUUCUUUAUAUAAUCUGUACAGUAGAAUAGUUCCUAACUUGUAAUCGAUACAAAAUUAUAAUCCUACAAAUACUAGAGUAGAGGAGGCGUAAUUUAAUUUUCUUUUAAUAGUUUAGCGUUAAGUUUUUAAUUUUACAUACGAUCAAAUUAUGUUUAGUGGUUCACUAUUAGUUGGUAUGAUUUCGAAUCGUUUUAAAAUAAUUUACGUUCACGGAUAUUUUCGUGUUUUAAUAGAAGACUGCUCGGAUCCGUUUUCUAUUACGUGCGAUUUGAUUUUUUUUUUCGUGUUUUUGUAUGUCUGGUGUGAGCCCUGUAGAGGCAAUAGAAGUUACGAGUCUCAGACGGCAAGCUAAGCUUAUUGAGAAAUUAAUUUAAUAUAGGAAUCUGUAUUUUUAUAAUGGAAAUAUUACACGAUCAGUUACUCCCUAUAUCGUAGUCGUAUUUAUACAAUCUGGCAUAGUGUUAGACGUCUGAACUUAGUUGUGUUAUAAGCCUUAUUGGCUCUAUGUUGACGUUAAGUUUAUAUACCCUUAGUUUCUCGAUCCACGAGGCAAAAUUCCACAUAUAUUUUGGUUCUCAAACUACACCUUGCCUUGUCGGUAAACGGCAAACGAGGCUACAAUAGAUCCUUAGCAUCGCUAGUGUUCUAUCUGUGAAACUAAAAAGCUUUGCUCAAAGAAACAUGAAACAAACAUUGGAGUUGAAUAGUAUAUAGUAAUAAAUAUAUAUUUUUUUAUUUAUAAGUGAAUGGUGAAAUGGUAGCCCCGCCUGCGUUAUCGGUAUACGCUGGCAGGCUGCCAGUGAAGGGUGACAGGUGAGGAUGAAGACAGGUCAGUUGGCCCGUAGUGAUCAAUUGAACAAGAAUUAACCACUAUGGUUUCCAAGGGGAACCGCGUGGAGGUCGAUCUGAUAGGGUAUAUUGCUAGCAAUGGGGUUGUUAAAUCUCAUUAUUACCAAUCCCUUUCCCCCCAAUAAAUAUAUAUAUAUUUUUUUAAAUGGGUGAUAAUGAAAUGGUAACCCCACCCGCGCUAUUGGUAUACACUGGCGGGGCACCAGUGAGGGAUGAUAGAUGAGGAUGAAGCAGGUCAGUUAGCCCAUCGUGACGAAUUCAACGAGAAUUGUUCACGAUGGUUUCCAGGGGGAACCAUUAGGAGGUCGACCUGAUAUUGCUAGCAAUGUCGAACUCCAUUGCUAACAAUCCCUUUCCCCCCAAUAAAUAUAUAUUGUACUUCAAUAUCUAUACAGGCGUGAAAGAUAUGUAUGUAAUAUAUGUAUAUUGGCCCAAUAACGGAUAUAAUAAAUAUUGGUUAGCCAAUAGAUAAUAUUUAAAUAAAGAACACAAUCGAAAUUAAUCGAUAUCCGACUGGUAAUUGGGCGAUAUCGAAAUGAGUAAUGAUCUUGUUUUUUCGCCAUCAAUAUCCAGAAGAUCCUAAUAUCUAAAUAUCGGGACGGUGCCAAUAUUACUCAUGUCCACCACCCAUACUAAUAAUAUGUAUCCAUCUGUCAGAUUAGUAUGGAAAAAUAGUUUUUAUUGCUGUUUUUCGACUUAAGUUUCCAGGUAAAAAUGUUUAGUGUUAUUAAUAGAAGAACGCUCGCUCAAAAGGAUGCUAACGAUUUAAAUUUCACCUUAUAUUUUUAAAUACGUUCACCGCAUGCAUUAGAAAGAAAAAGACGUCGACGACAUUACUGUCUUGUUCUAUCACAUGCAUGUGGUAGCGUAAAUGUAUCUGAAAAUAGAUUAGUUUGCUAUAUAAAUACACUAUCGGGACUUAGAGCGAUAAAAAAUUUUGCAGGUAUAACAUACCUGCUUCUUUAUUGCCGACGUUUAGACGUGGAUUGCACCACGUCGUGAUCACGACAGGACGAGUGAAUAGUAUAUGUGUAAACAACGCCAAAGUUUAAAAUUAACUAAUAUGCCAUAAUUGGAAAUUUUUAGCAAUUUAUUACUUUCUCAGUGAGCCAAUUUAAUAAUAUCAUUUAUUAAUAAGACUACAGUUUUACUUUUCUAUAUAAAUAGGUAAAAUAAAAAAAGACAAGGUGUAGAUUUUUUUUUUAUUCCUUUGUGAUUAGGAAAGAAUGACUUCUUAUAGCCUGGGUCAUUUAUGAGGCACAGUUUCUUUAAAUCUAUCUAUAAAAUUAAAAUUUCAAUUUGAUAUCACAUCGAAAUUCUUAUUCUAAAGACCGAUAUGGACUAAAUUUCUAAUAUAUUUUAGUCAAAAUUAUUAUAAAUUUAGUUUCGAAUGGUCCAUAGAAAAGUAACUUCGAGAAUCCAUCAAAUUAAUAUAUUAAGUAAAGACAUAAGUUGGGAGAAAUGGUGCUUCAGAAUCGACCCAAGUGUCGCUUUGAAAUGUAUAGUAGAUUCAUAUAACAAAAAUGCGAUGACUCGUGGAUCUGUCUUACAAUUUGGCAAUAUGAUGGAAGUUGGAUUAUUUAUAGGCAUGUUUGAGGAAUGCUCGCCGGAAUAUUGCAUUUAUAUUUAAAUUUUUAUUGGUGUGUCGUAUUAUCAGAACGGUGCUACGGUGCAAUGAGAGAUAAAGUACAUCAAACUGUUUAUACUCUUAUAUAUUUCUGUGAUUUAAUAUAAAAAGUGAGUAUUUUAUACUUAUUAUAACUUCAGUACGUACUAUUUUUAAUAUUUUAUAACCGAUCAAAACCAAAUUUGUAUGUAUAGUGGUCUGCGGAGAGAAGGACAAUCUCGGCGUGGUUUUUUGUCUAUCAAAAUGGAAUAUAGGAUUUUAUUUUGUUAAGCACAUGAGUGACUUUUGUCGUGAGCCAAUGAGUAGUAAGUUGACAAGGCGAUUUCGCAGGCUUAUGAUAAUUUUGUUUUUAUAAUAUUUUAUAUACAUUGUGUUGUAUUUCAUUACAUUGUACCCACAUUUCCUCAACGCCAGUGUGGCUGCACUUUUAUCUCAAUUGUGAACAAAAGAUUUACGCUCCGAAUGUGCGCGGUGGGGCCACGCCUUUAUAGUGCAGUUGAAUCUCUCAUAGUGCCAGUCAUACAUAAACAAAUUUUAAACCAAGGCAAAAAUCAAUAUUAUGUAUUAAAUCUACAAGUGUCAUAUGAAAAAACGGGAUUUUAUUAAUGAUUAUAUAAGUAUAAUUUAUAUAUAAGUUUUAUUAUUUUAGGUAAUCAAAUAUUCACUGUGUAGCCUUGGCUUAACUUUAGUUUCUGUAGCGUAUGUGUAUCUAUUAAUAUGUUGAUUUUAUUAUUUAUAUUUAUUGGGAGUGUCCACGAAUCAAUUUGGUUAUGUAUACAACUUAAUGAUGAAAUCACAGAAUGCUUCCUUACAUUAAUUAGAUAGAAAACGUUGUUUUCUUAGGUAUUUAUAAUAAUAUAGUUAGUGAUGAAUUUGUGUACCGAUCCUCUCUAGGCUGAACAUUAUCCCCAUACUUAUAAAAAUCAUGACUACUCUGUAAUCGGUGAGUACCUAUUUGCAUAUAAAAAAGACUACGUAUUAAUUAGCGAUUUAUAUAAUAUUUAUAAGUAAGGGGGUACUUGAGAGAGAAUAAAGCAAACGUUACCCUGUACCCUUUUAAGUAUUCAACAUUGGAGUCGCCGAUUAUAAAGCCCAGUUAUGGUCACCGCCACGCGUAUAGUUAGACCCAGGAUUGAUUCUCUAUGGGUUUUAACAACAUAAAUUGCCUCUGAUCUGAAUGUUUUGUAUUAUGACCAUGAAUGGUUAUUAUACUGUUUUUUUGAUAUGCUUUAUCCUAGUUUGGGGACUAUCGAUUGAUACGUGUUAAUUUUUUUUUUUUUUUUUAUAAAUUAUCAAUAAUAGUCUUAUUGGAAAAUUCAAAUACGUGUCCGACUAUCAAGACCUCUUUAUAUUAUAUAUUACUACACUAUUCUUUCUUUUUCACACAAAAAUAUAAUAGAAAAUAUAAUAUGUACAUGUGAAGAGCCAUCUCCAAUGUUGAAUGCUUACAAGUCCAGGCUAUUUGUGGACGCAUCCCAAAUUUAUAGAUUCUACAGUCGUGUAGUUGAGGUUAGCUUUAUGCAUAUUUGGCGAUAAAUUAAUUUUUAGUUUUAAGAACGAACGAGUUUUAUAUUCCUGUAUUGUGAAAUGUCUAUCAUUUUACGUUGUGAUCAUGUGAGUGCAAAAUUAUUAUUUUUUUUUUAAAUUAUCUUUAAUCCAGUUUCGUUGACGAAUCGUCAAUUUAAGGGCAGCAGAAAUAAUAUCAAGUGUUUCGUUCUGCAUAGUCCAAGAGCAGUAUUUUUUAGAUGUAAUCUUUAUUAUUAUGAACUUUUUUUUUAUUAUUUUAACAUUUAUCAAUUUCGAUCGUUAGUUAAUUUCUAACAAUGAAAUAUUUAAUAAAGAAAUCACAAAAUUU
This is a messenger RNA of Galleria mellonella (greater wax moth), 9054 nucleotides long. Its product is annotated as transcription factor GAGA-like. Gene Ontology annotation, molecular function: protein binding; DNA binding. NCBI's taxonomy places the organism in Eukaryota, Metazoa, Arthropoda, Insecta, Lepidoptera, Pyralidae. The record is from RefSeq and is a predicted model, not a curated record. Gene Ontology annotation, biological process: regulation of transcription by RNA polymerase II. The coding region runs from base 147 to 2408 and encodes 753 amino acids. Gene Ontology annotation, cellular component: nucleus. The transcript has 13 exons.